This is a messenger RNA of Xenia sp. Carnegie-2017, 2390 nucleotides long. RefSeq lists its product as uncharacterized. Gene Ontology annotation, molecular function: calcium ion binding. The transcript has 23 exons. NCBI's taxonomy places the organism in Eukaryota, Metazoa, Cnidaria, Anthozoa, Malacalcyonacea, Xeniidae. The coding region runs from base 386 to 2056 and encodes 556 amino acids. The record is from RefSeq and is a predicted model, not a curated record.
UAAAAAUUAUAUACGGAAUUCUUUAACCUCAAGAAGGGCCGUCAAUAGAGCGUCAAUUUUGUUUAUAUUGAUGUCACGUGGUUUACUUGUGUAUCUUUCUUCACAUGAAGAUGAAAAUGUCGACUUCAAUUAUCUUGACUAAAUUAACAACAAUCUUUUAUAAUUACCGUAUUGUAUUCGCUACGCCUGAGUAUUUUGAGUCAUUGAGAUAAUCCAUCUUUUUGUCAAACAUAAUUUGCAUUUUAUAUCCUGUUCAAUUUAGCGACUGUUUUUGUGACAAUAUUUUGGUCGAAGUUCUGUUAUCUACGAAAUAGGUUACUAGGUUUAGCUGAAGUUUUUAUGAAACAUGGAUUGUCGUUUGAAUGCGCUCUAAAGUUGGACAGACAUGUUGACAGAAGAUACAGCUAGCGUCUAUUACCAAUACAAAGAAGAAAAUGUUGGAAGAAAGGAAAAACAUGACACCAAAGAAACGGUCGAAUCUAAAAUUGAUGCUUUAAGAAAGAACUUUGAAAUGGCUUGUGUCGCGUUUGAUACCAUAGUCAACCAGGAUUUGGAAGAAGGCUCUGCCAAACGCAAACUUGAUGUGGUAAUGGAAAGACUUUUCAACAUCAAGAGUGUUUUAAAUGAAAGAAGUGAUACUAUUGAUCUUUGCAACAGGCCAUACAUAGAUGAAACGGUAUUUGCAAAUUUAAUGAAUACGAUGGCUCAUCAAAUUGACGAUAUGAAAAAUACAAUAUUGAAUCGAAUAGAGGAUGGCCUUCAAAAUGCCAUGGAUGUUGCCCGCGAGAACCAGGAAUUGAAAGUUUUAUUAAAACGCGAAAAGGAAGAAGUGAUACAUCAACAGCAAAGCCAUAACUUUGCGGUAACAGAAAAAAACACAAUUUUAGCUACGUGCAGAAAGUUGGAAGAACAGCUUGAAGAUAAAAAUAAGCAAAUACUUCAGCUACAAAAGGAAAGUACUGUCUCGCUUUGGGAAAAAGAAAAGACCCGACUUCUUAAUGGUAUAAAGACGAAUGAAGUUGAUCUAUCACAACAAUUAAAAAAAGUUCAAGCGGAAGCUACAGAAACAAAAGAGAGAUUCCAACGUCGAGUUAUGGAUCUUACGGAUCAAAUAAAGAUGCUUAAGCUUGAAAAGGAAGUAGGAGGGAGACUGAGAUCAAGUUUAACUCCUCAAAGUGUUUACUCCAUUCCGAAUUUGAACGAUAAAGAAAGUUCACUGAAACAGCAGUUGUAUAGAAAAGAACGUUCGCUCGUAAUCGCUGAAGCCGAACUUCAGAAGCAGCAAAAAUACUUCAUUGGCUUCAUUCAUGGUUUGAAACGAGAUUUUAUAAUAAUGCUGGAAAAAGAAGGGAAAAAAAUGGACGAUUUUUCUACAGACAACAGAGCGUUUUUAAGCAUGUUAAGCAGAAUAUACACAGCAUCUACUGAAGGGAUUUUAUCUGAACUAAAAGCGAAAUUACCAGUUCAUUAUCAAGGAGUAAAUGAGGAAUCAUUGAAACAUCCGCUGGGCAAAAAGUUAACCAGAUCUAUUUCUCAGUUGAAUAAAGAAUACAAUGAAUUACAAAGAAGUGGGGAUGCAAACGAUCCUUUGCUGAUGAAGCCAUUGUUUACAAAAUGGAGAGAUGCCAAUAUAAACAUCCAAACAUUGACAUCACAAACCCAUGGUGUGCAUCCUACAAUGGUUGAUAUCAAAACGGGAACUCUUAUAGCUGGGGAAGCGAUGAAAUUUUUCCCUGAAUGGACCGAACAUGAUGUGAAGGACAUGUUUGAGCAUUUUAAAAAGUUUGAUGUAAAUAAGGACUUUCAUUUGGACUGCGAUGAAUUACUUAAUGCAAUACCUGAUAUCCUUGGUAAAAUGACGACAACAGAGGAAAUAAAGGAAGCCAUGAAUGAAAUAGACUUGGAUAAUUCAGGCACCGUAGAUUUCUUUGAGUUUCUCGUUGUUGCAAAACUUGUUACCCAGCAGGAAGGUAAAUCGUCAAUUUUCAAAAAGAAACGGCUCACUGCUCUUCAAAAAUCACCUCCAGUAAAUUCAAGGGUCUGUAUUAUACAAUAAAAUGCAAUCUUGAAAAAGAUCAUGACUUUCCUCGAAGUGCUAGGAACUCUUAAAAGACAGUGAAAAAAGAAAUAGACAAUGAAAUGGAAGCACAAUUCAAACGUAAUCAACAUGGGCAACAAUUCAACUAAAAUCAUGACUAUAAUCUAUAGUGCUGACUCCAAUAGCUUCAGAAAUAAACUCGCCUAUAGAAAACACAUUUGAAUGUUGUGUUUCGAGAUCGGUAGUUUCUAGUAAGCAGUACAAAAAUUUGCAAUGACAAUGUCAACAAAGUUCCUGUUGAAACCCACUGAUUGAAAAAAUACGUGGAAACCAAUAGAUAGCGAAAGUUGGA